This is a messenger RNA of Penicillium waksmanii, 678 nucleotides long. RefSeq lists its product as uncharacterized. The transcript has a single exon. NCBI's taxonomy places the organism in Eukaryota, Fungi, Ascomycota, Eurotiomycetes, Eurotiales, Aspergillaceae. The record is from RefSeq and is a predicted model, not a curated record. Bases 1 to 678 code for a protein of 225 amino acids.
AUGUCAACCGCACAGCAUCUUGCAUUCGGUGAGUUCCAGGAACAGGGAGCUUUAUGUCAAGCAUGGAUUACUAACCCCAAUACCCCCUGUCCAAUUGGUAUGAGUCAGCUUACUUCCCUGAGUGAUCUAGAUGAAGAUUCCUGGAAUAUCAAUACCCAUCCAAACGGCUUGCCUCAUUCAUACACUUCUGUUCAGAUGCAGGAUCUGAAUGUACCGAAUCAGCAAUAUCAUCUUAUAACCGCUGAAAUGUAUUCCGAUGGAGACACAGAACUUUCGUUCAAAGGACGGGCUGGACAAGGGGUGCUUUUCAUCGAGGAUAUAAUGAGAAGCAAGGGAUCGACUGGUCCUUGGAUAUCCGAAAUCAGUAAGGUAGUCUACGAAGACCACUUCGCUCUCGAUACCCUGCGGCACGUCUUUGUGACUAACAUUAGCAACGAGGAAACGAAAACAUUUGUAAAUGCUCGCCUUAACCUUGGUAGAGACGAGAAGGUUUGGGAGAGUGACGCUCCGCAAUUCCAGGAAAUACUAGGCACUCGAAUUGGUAAGCUUGUGGCGUAUCUUCUCCUGGGUGCCUUUCCGCGAGGGACACGGAAGAUUUCUCGCAUUGCCAUGUGGAAUACGGGACAUCAGGUCAAGUGCAUCCAGUCCCGGUUCGAUAUUGAGGAGAUCGACGCUUAG